Phaeodactylum tricornutum CCAP 1055/1 is the source of this 873-nucleotide messenger RNA. RefSeq lists its product with no specific name. Gene Ontology annotation, molecular function: rRNA (cytosine-N4-)-methyltransferase activity. The annotation marks the transcript as partial. The transcript is spliced from 2 exons. Lineage: Eukaryota; Bacillariophyta; Bacillariophyceae; Surirellales; Neidiaceae. The record is from RefSeq and is a predicted model, not a curated record. Gene Ontology annotation, biological process: rRNA base methylation.
CUGUUCAUUGAUGGUACCCUGGGAGGAGGUGGACACUCCGCUGCCUUGCUCCAACGCUUGCAACCGGGUGAUGUGGUCUUUGGGUGUGACGUCGAUCCCGCCGCACUCGCAACGGCAUCCGAGCGCACCGGUAACGAUGCGACCACGAAUCUCGUGCUUCCACCCACGUGUCCCGGUGUCGACGGUAUUCUACUCGACCUCGGCGUCAGUUCACACCAGAUUGACACUGCCGAGCGCGGCUUUGCUUUUAUGAAGGACGGACCCCUGGAUAUGCGCAUGGGACAACAAAAUCUGCACACUGGCUUGACCGCAGCCGAUAUUUGCAACGAAUUUGACGAAGUCGAAUUAAGACGCAUUCUGAAAACGUACGGCGACGAGCCUCGGGCCAAGUCAAUCGCCCACUCGAUUGUGCAGUCCCGGCCACUGCAAACCACCAACGAUUUAGUAGAGGCAGUGUCGGCCGUUGUCCCGCAAUUUGCCCGCAAAGGCAAACGACUCGGACGCAUGUCCACGCUAGCUCGGGUCUUUCAGAGUCUCCGCAUUGUUGUCAAUCAAGAAGACAAGGUGCUGGAACAAGCCUUGGUCGACAUGGCACCAACUCUGCUGCGACCAGGAGGACGACUGGUGGUCUUGAGUUACCAAAGCAUGGAGGAUCGAUCGACCAAGCGGGUAAUGCGGGAUGGGAUGACGCGUAAGAAAACCCAUAGCGAUGAAAAGGACAUGUACGGGAACUAUUGCGGUGCUCCGAGGCCGUUUCUGGCAUUAGGGAAACGACAAAAGGCAACGGAAGAAGAAAUUGCCGGUAAUCCUCGUGCACGGAGUGCCACCUUGCGGGUUGCCGAACGUCAAGACACCGGUAAAGCCAAAGUAUAG